Messenger RNA from Solanum pennellii, 1534 nucleotides. RefSeq names its product PLASMODESMATA CALLOSE-BINDING PROTEIN 1-like. Lineage: Eukaryota; Viridiplantae; Streptophyta; Magnoliopsida; Solanales; Solanaceae. The record is from RefSeq and is a predicted model, not a curated record. The coding region runs from base 119 to 1042 and encodes 307 amino acids. The transcript is spliced from 4 exons.
UCUUCACAGCUUACAUUUCUAGUGCUUCUCUUCUUUGAGUAAACUACUAUUGUUCUCAUCACAAACAAACUCUCUCAUAGAAAACAACAAGAGUUGAAAAUCUAUUGAACAAGUAGCUAUGAGGAUUUCUUGCUGUUUCCUCUUCUGCCUCUUGAUUUUUUCAGGUACAAGCAUUGCAGACAAGCAUCCCACAAAAGCCAUCAGAAAAAGCAAGAAACUAGCAUUCCAAGAGGAGGACAUUGCCGUUUCACCUUCCAUGUAUUCUGACCAGCUAGAUGUUCCCAUUAUUAAUCCAACAACCCCAGGUACAACAUAUCCAGACCCCACAAUGGAUAGCCCACCGCCACCAUCUACCACACAGCCAAUCACGAACCCUGCUCCAUACAUGAAUCCUAACCCGAACCCCAAUCCUAAUCCUAACCCGAACCCAAAUCCUAACCCUAACCCAAACCCAAAUCCUAAUCCUAACCCAAACCCAAACCCAAACCCGAGCAACAAUCCAGGGCCAUCUACAGGGGGGGCUUGGUGUGUAGCCAGCUCCACUGCUUCAACAACUGCUCUGCAAGUAGCACUGGACUAUGCGUGUGGCUUUGGAGGUGCAGAUUGUUCAACUAUCCAGUCUGGUGGAAGCUGCUACGAACCAAACACAAUUAAAGACCAUGCUUCCUAUGCUUUCAAUGACUACUACCAAAAAAAUCCAGCUCCCACAAGCUGUGAUUUUGGAGGAACAGCACAGCUUACUUAUACGGACCCAAGCUCUGGGAACUGUCACUAUGCAGCAUCAAAAUCAACCCCUACCACACCACCUGCCCAGCCACCCCCUACCCUGCCACCCCCUUCUCUGCCACCUCCAACUCCAAGCACAAUGACGCCCGUAAAUCCAUACACCCCAGGUGGCCCGAAUGGUUUUGGUUCUGAUCCAACAGAUUAUGGUGCAGAACCAACAGGUACCCCCAGUGGAGCAGACAACUUAUCAAGCAACUUCCAAUUUCUCUUCGCCAUGGCCUCUUUCCUGGUGGCAGUUACAGCAAUUCAAUUCUAAACAGAGUGCGCAAGAUAUUGUUCACAGGGAUUGCAAGAAGACACUAGUUGUCUCCAUACUCCCAUUGCUUCUAAACAGCAGAAUCAUCAUGAGAUGUGAAAAUCUCAUGGCAUUCAACACAUGAAACUCGCUGUACUUCGUCCAUUUAUGGCUUUUAGCCCAAGUAGGAAGUCAGUACGUAGUGAAGAACAUCUUAAUGUAGCCAAUUUCUAUUAAAAUAUUUCUGCAGUUAAUAAAUACUUUAGACACGAUAUCUCAUUUUAGGAAUUUCAAUGAAGAGUCAUGUACAAAAUCCGGGAAGUGACCAUCAACGAGAGACCAAUAAUAUCGACCAUUUAUCCUCCAAACUAUGACAUAUGAGGCAUGCCGCUUCCAAGAUACGGAGAACACAGUAGCUCACUAUAUAAAUUGCAAAAACACAACUAAGCUUUGAAGAAUCAUUUGAAACUUCGACCUCUUUUUUAUUAUGCUUUCACUUUUUUCUUCCUCACA